Messenger RNA from Arabis nemorensis, 297 nucleotides. Lineage: Eukaryota; Viridiplantae; Streptophyta; Magnoliopsida; Brassicales; Brassicaceae. The record is from the annotation of a GenBank genome assembly.
AUGAGCCCCUCUUGUGGGGAUGUUCAGCUCUUGGAUCCGUGCUUGGCCUCUGUCCCGUUAAUGUUCAUCACCGUCGAAUACGACGAAGACCCAACCGAGCACCAUCCGAGCAUCCUCACAGCCCUUAUCUUGACGAAUCCUUCGAACAAGAUUGAAGUUUAUUGGGGAGCCUGGCCCAGAUCUUUGAAGGCACCACCGGUUUCAAGCUCUGCGGCUGAGAAAAUAUCUCCUUCGCAAGCUUCCUCCGUCCUUGCUCGGCCGAGAUCUUCAGCGGCGAUGGAAGCCCCGCUACCCUAG